GGCUUGAAAUGAUUCAUUUGCAACAGUUUAUGCUGCCCUUUCUUUCUUUUUUUUUUUCGUCCAUUGAGUUGCCAUCAUGGUGAUCAGAAGAAAAGAAGAAUUGAGUGAUUUCGAAUCGGAAGAAGAGGAGGAGCUCGUCUAUCAUAGUAGUGAUCAAGAAGACAAUAGCGAUGAAGAAGAUGAGGCAUCUGAUCCUGAUGAUCAAUAUGAACAAAGUGUAGACGACGAUGAUGAAGAGGAGAAUACGCAAAUGAAAGCAGCUGAACUUGCUAAACUCAAGAGAGAUCUAGCUCAUGUGUCUUUUGAACAACUUGCCGAUGUGAAAGGAAAGAUGGGCGAGAAAGAGUUUAGUGAUAAUAGCAAAGUAAAGAAAAUAUCAAAGGAUCAGAUUCUGAAAGAUUUGGAAGGUGCAGUCAAAAAGAUCAAAAAGACAAAUAAAGUCAAGUUAUCCAAAGAGGAAAUGAAAAGAAAAGAUAAGCACAGACCCAUGGAGGUGUCAUCGAAAAGGGCCGUCAGCCGUUUCAGAGAAGUGGUGCCGUUACAAGCAGAGAAACGUCGCGAUCCAAGAUUUGAUAAGCUCUCAGGUCAUUUUAACAAAGAUCUGUUUGAAAAGUCGUAUGGUUUUUUGAAGGACUACAAAAACUCUGAAAUGGAAAUGUUGAAGCAGCGUCUCAAGAAGGAAAAGAACCCUGAAAAGCAAGAGGAAAUGAAGCAUCUUUUACAAAAAAUGAUGACAACUGAGAGACAAGAAGAAGAAAAGAAAAGAAAGGAAGCCUUGUUCCGUCAGCGCAAGAAGCAAGAAGCUGAGCUCGUCAAGCAAGGAAAGAAACCCUAUUUCCUUAAACGAUCUGAGAAACGUAAACUUGAUUUGAUGGACAGAUAUGAAAAGUUGGGUGAAAAGAAAGUGGAUCGCAUUCUGGAAAAACGUCGCAAAAGGAACGCUGCCAAAGACAAGAAACAUUUGCCGUUCAAGAGAAGAUCUGCAGCAGAUGCUUAAAUUUGUAUUUUAUACAAUUUUCUCUGUGCACGACUAUUUAAAGUCAUAUGCCUAGUUUGUACCAUAGAUCAAAAAUAUACCUGUCUAUUUUGCGUUUUCAAAAAAAAAAAAAAAAAAAAAAAAAAAGAUUGUUUU
Messenger RNA from Mycotypha africana, 1132 nucleotides. RefSeq lists its product as uncharacterized. The transcript has 6 exons. The record is from RefSeq and is a predicted model, not a curated record. Gene Ontology annotation, cellular component: 90S preribosome; nucleolus. NCBI's taxonomy places the organism in Eukaryota, Fungi, Mucoromycota, Mucoromycetes, Mucorales, Mycotyphaceae. Gene Ontology annotation, biological process: maturation of SSU-rRNA from tricistronic rRNA transcript (SSU-rRNA, 5.8S rRNA, LSU-rRNA). Bases 77 to 997 code for a protein of 306 amino acids.